AGGUCAAUAUGCAGAAAAUGCUCCCAGAAAUUGAUCAGAAUAAGGACCGCAUGUUGGAGAUUUUGGAAGGAAAGGGACUAAGUUUCUUGUUCCCCCUCCUCAAAUUGGAGAAAGAACUUUUGAAGCAAAUGAAGUUGGAUCCAUCCCCUCAAACCAUAUACAAAUGGAUUAAAGAUAACAUCUCUCCCAAACUUCAUGUAGAUGAAGGAUUUGUGAACAUCUUGAUGACUAGCUUCUUACAGUAUAUUUCUAGUGAAGUAAACCCACCCAGCGAUGAAACAGAUUCUUCCUCUGCUCCUUCCAAAGAACAGUUAGAGCAGGAAAAACAACUGCUGCUUUCCUUCAAGCCAGUAAUGCAGAAGUUCCUUCAUGAUCACGUAGAUCUCCAGGUCAGCGCCCUGUACGCCCUUCAGGUGCACUGCUACAACAGCAACUUCCCAAAAGGCAUGUUACUCCGCUUUUUUGUUCACUUUUAUGACAUGGAAAUCAUUGAGGAAGAAGCUUUUUUGGCUUGGAAAGAAGAUAUAACCCAAGAGUUUCCAGGAAAGGGCAAGGCUUUGUUCCAGGUGAACCAAUGGCUAACCUGGCUAGAAACCGCUGAGGAAGAAGAAUCGGAGGAAGAAGCUGACUAAAGAACCAGCCAAAGCCUUAAAUUGUGCAAAACAUACUGUUGCUAUGGUGGAACUGCAUUUGACCUAACCACUGCGAAAAUUCAUUCUGCUGUAAUGUUUUCACAAUAUUUAAAGCAGAAGCACGUCAGUUAGGAUUUCCUUCUGCGUAAGGUUUUUUGUAGUGUAAUGUCUUAAUCAUAGUCUACCAUCAAAUAUUUCAGGAGUAUCUUUAAUGUUUAGAUAGUAUAUUAGCAGCAUGCAAUAACUACAUCCUAAGUUCUCAAGCAGAGGCAGUCUAUUGCAAGGACCUUCUUUGCUGCCAGUUACCAUAGGCUGUUUUUAAGUUAGCUAAAAAAAAAAAAAUGAAUAGCAACACUGAAUACUGUAGAAAUGCACUUUGCUCAGUAAUACUUGAGUUGUUGCAAUAUUUGAUUAUCCAUUUGGUUGUUACAGAGAAAUUCUUAACUGUAAUUGAUGGUUGUUGCCGUAAUAGUAUAUUGUCUGUAUUUCUACCUCUAUUCAUGGGCUUUAUGUGCUAGAUUUUAAUAUCCUUGAGCCUGGGCAAGUGCACAAGUCUUUUUAAAAAGAAACAUGGUUUACUUGCACAAAACUGAUCAGUUUUGAGAGAUCGUUAAUGCCCUUGAAGUGGUUUUUGUGGGUGUGAAACAAAUGGUGAGAAUUUGAAUUGGUCCCUCUUAUUAUAGUAUUGAAAUUAAGCCUACUUAAUUUAUCAAGCCAUUUUCAUGCCCUGAUUUUAUAUACUUGUAUCUAUCAAUAAACAUUGUGAUACUUGAUGCAAAAAAA
Messenger RNA from Ochotona princeps (American pika), 1415 nucleotides. Its product is annotated as eukaryotic translation initiation factor 4 gamma 2-like. Gene Ontology annotation, molecular function: guanyl-nucleotide exchange factor activity; translation initiation factor activity; translation initiation factor binding. Gene Ontology annotation, cellular component: eukaryotic translation initiation factor 2B complex. Bases 9 to 632 code for a protein of 207 amino acids. The record is from RefSeq and is a predicted model, not a curated record. The transcript has a single exon. NCBI's taxonomy places the organism in Eukaryota, Metazoa, Chordata, Mammalia, Lagomorpha, Ochotonidae.